Homarus americanus (American lobster) is the source of this 1529-nucleotide messenger RNA. Its product is annotated as gastrula zinc finger protein XlCGF7.1-like. The record is from RefSeq and is a predicted model, not a curated record. The transcript has 2 exons. Lineage: Eukaryota; Metazoa; Arthropoda; Malacostraca; Decapoda; Nephropidae. Gene Ontology annotation, biological process: negative regulation of transcription by RNA polymerase II; regulation of immune system process; regulation of cytokine production. The coding region runs from base 1 to 876 and encodes 291 amino acids.
AUGUGGGAAAUAUUUUUCUCGGAAGAGAACUCUCAAGAUACACAUUCUCGUACACAGUGGAGUCAUCUCAAGACACACAUUCUUGGACACAGUGGUAUAAAGGAGUUUGAAUGUGAGGAAUGUGGGAAACAUUUUUCUCAGAAGAGUACUCUCAAGACACAUAUUCUUGGACACCGUGGUUUAAAAGAGUUUGAAUGUGAGGAAUGUGGAAAAUGUUUCUCCCAGAAGAGUACUCUCAAGACACACAUUGUUGGACACAGUGGUAUAAAAGAGUUUAAGUGUGAGGAAUGUGGAAAAUGUUUCUCCCAGAAGAGUAAUCUCAAGACACACAUUCUUGGCCACAGUGCUCUAAAAGAGUUUGAUUGUAAAGAAUGUGGGAAAUGUUUCUCCCUGAAGAGUAAUCUCAAGACACACAUCCUUGGACACAGUGGUAUAAAGGAGUUUGAAUGUGAGGAAUGUGGAAAAUGUUUCUCCCAUAAGAGUGUUCUCAAGAGACACAUUCUUGGCCACAGUGGUAAAAAGGAGUUUAAAUGUGAAGAAUGUGGGAAAUGUUUCUCCCGGAAGAGUACUCUCAAGGACCACAUUCUUGGACACAGUGGUAUAAAAGAGUUUGAAUGUGUGGAAUGUGGAAAAUAUUUCUCCCAGAAGAGUAAUCUUAAAACACACAUUCUUGCACACAGUGGUGUAAAGGAGUUUGAAUGUGAGGAAUGUGGAAAAUGUUUCUCCCGGAAGAGUACUCUCAAGACACACAUUCUUGUACACAGUGGUAUAAAGGAGUUUGAAUGUGAGGAAUGUGGGAAAUGUUUCUCCCAGAAGGGUCAUCUCAAAUGUCAUAAACUUGUGCAUGAAAAAACACAGAAUUCAAUAAAUGUUUGAAUGACUUUAAGAGAAGGUAAAUGUGACACAUAAACUUGAAUACAGUAAUGAACAUCAAUAUAAAAUAGCUUGAACAAACUCUAUGAAUGUAGCAGAAAUAAAGAGGAGUGUCAAAUGCCACUUUUAUAGAUAUUAAAUACAAGUUAUAAUUAUCUGCUGUUAUGAGGUAAAUUUCUUCUACCAUGGCCUUAGUGUAGACAUUUGGUGUUGGUUAAAUAUCCCUCAUAAUAAUACUCCAUUUUGUUUCAUCAGCCAUUUUAAUAAAGUUAUUUACAGUAUAGUAGUAAGCAAAAGUUAAACUUAUUGUCUAUGUACUUAAAAUUUAAUCUUCACUGGAUAAGAUCUGUUGAACAUUGAUGAACUCUCAUUUACUAUAAUUUGUGCAUCAAUAGUUGUGUCUAGUGUGUACGUCUGUCUUUAUUUACACGUCAUGUAAGUUUUAUACACAAGUACGUACAUUAACACAGGUAGUAAAUCAUCUUGGUAAAGUAGGACAGUGGUGGUAGACUAUUGUUAUAAUGAAGGUGUUGUCAUUAUCUCACAGAAACUCUUCAAUCUCUGUUGAAAUUGUACGUAAAUAUUUGAUAAGUUUUGCUCAACUCUGACUAGAUAUUUUGAUAUUUUAUCUUGACUAAAAUGGUUGGUAGUUUUGA